UCCUCACCACAUGGUGGCGCUAGAGCAGCAAUCCGCUGUUUGCUGACCGCCAAUAAACACCAAGAAGUCUGAUUUCCGCUACCAGCAGCUAGCUGCUGUUUCCAUUGUUUGCUGCUGGACGCUUUCACAGCUUCCCACCAUCCGAACCGCUCGGUCCACAACCAACCACACCCAACCAGGAUCCAGUCCAGCAGGCGUCCCGGUUCCGACUGACCGCUGGAUCCGCUCCAGAACCCGGAGGAGAAGCGGGACUCCCCCACGGCUCGGAGCUGGAAGCUGCACCGGGGUGCAGCUCAGAACGUCUCUACCAAGAGCUUCAGCUGAAGAAUCAGAACAUCUAAAGACCAAAGAGGUUCUGCAGCUCAUCAGAAUGAAGGAGGAGAACCAUGAAAUCAUGAUUGAGGUGGAGGAGGAGAACCGCGAGAUGAAGAUUGAGAUGAAGAUUGAGGUGAAGCAGGAGAACCAUGAGAUUAAAAUUGAGGUGGAGGAGGAGAACCAUGAGAUGAAGAUCGAGGAGGAGAACCAUGAGAUGAAACAGGAGAAGAAUGAUGAAGUUAAAGUGGAGGACUACCAGGACCAGGAAGCGGACCUCCACACUCUGAACACCACCAACCGGACCAACUCAGCCGCUUCCUCUGGUCCCAGUGAUCUACAGGAGGAGCAUAAAGAUCAUCAGACUGGUGGAGCCCUCACCGCACCAUCUAAAGGAACGGCACGUGGUCAACCUGGGGGGAAAAAAUACAGCUGUGUCGAGUGUUUAAUAACUUUUGAAACUAAAUCUAAUCUAAUGGUGCAUCAAAGGAUCCACACUGGAGAGAGUGUGGAUCCGUGUGGAUACAGCUGUGACCAUUGUGGAGCGACCUUUAACCGUAAAUCUAGUUUACGCAGACAUAAACAGAUUCACACUACAGAGAGACCAUACAGCUGUGACCAAUGUGCUGCAACUUUUAGAGCCAAAUCUGAUUUUAGGAUACAUCAACGGAUCCAUACUGGAGAGAGACCAUACAGCUGUGACCAGUGUGAAGCAACGUUUAGAGCCCGGGCUGACUUUAAGAUGCACCAGUGGAUCCACACCGGAGAGAAACCAUACAGCUGUGACCAGUGCGAUGCAACUUUUCUAAGAAGAAACGCCCUAAUUGAGCAUCAGAGGAUCCAUACUGGAGAGAGACCAUACUGCUGUGACCAGUGUGGAGCAACAUUUAGAGCCAGAUCUUAUUUUAAGAUUCAUCAACGGAUCCACACUGGUGAGAAGCCAUACAGCUGUGACCAGUGUGGUGCAGCAUUUCAAAAUACAUCUAAUUUAAAGGUUCAUCAACGCACCCACGUUACAGACAGACCACACAGCUGUGACCAAUGUGGAGCAACUUUUAAAAUUAAAUCAAGUUUACUGAGACAUCAAAUGGGCCACACUGGGGAGAGACCAUACUUCUGCGAUCAGUGUGCUGCAGCUUUUGACACUAAAUCUAAUUUAACUGUGCAUAAACGGAUCCACACUGGAGAGAGACCAUACAGCUGUGACAAAUGUGGAGCAGCCUUUAAAACAAAAUCUAAUUUAACAGUGCAUCAGCAGACUCACACUGAAGAGAGACCAUGCAUCUGUCAUCAGUGUGGAGCAGCUUUUAAAACUAAAUCUAGUUUACUGAAACAUGAACGGAUCCACACCGGUGAGAAACUAUACAGCUGUGAGCACUGUGAAGCAACUUUCAGAACCAGAUUAGAUUUUAAGUUGCAUCAACGGACCCACAAUGGAGAGAGAGAACAUAGCUGUAACCAGUGUGGUGAAAGUUUUAAAAUUCAAUCUCUUUUAAAGGAACAUUAUUUGAGCCACACCGGAAAGAAACCAUACAGCUGUGACCAGUGUGGAGCGACUUUUAAAAUCCAAUCUCUUUUAAAAAAGCACAUUUUUAUUCACAGUGGAGAGAGACCAUACAAUUGUGAACAGUGUGGAGCAACUUUUAACCAUAAAUCUAGUUUACGUAGACAUAAACAGAUCCAUACAGCAGAAAAACCAUACAGCUGUGACCAUUGUGAAGUAACAUUUAGAGCCAGAUCAGAUUUCAGGAUACAUCAGAGGAUACAUACUGGAGAGAGACCAUACAGCUGUGAUAAGUGUGAUGCAACUUUUAGAGCCAGGGCUGAAUUUAAGAUACAUCAGUGGAGCCACACCGGAGAGAAACCAUACAGUUGUGACCAGUGUGCUGCAACUUUUCUAAGAAAAUAUACACUUGUAGUACAUCAAAGAAUUCACACUGGAGAAAAACCAUACUGUUGUGACCAGUGUGGAGCAACCUUUAGAGCUAGAUCUUAUCUUAGAAUACACCAACGGAUCCACACUGGAGAGAAACCUUACAAAUGCGAACAGUGUGGUGCAGCCUUUCAGAUUAAAUCGAAUUUAACGGUUCAUAAGCGGACCCACACUGGAGAGAAACCAUACAGUUGUGACCAGUGUGACGCUGCUUUUAAAACUAAGUCUAGUUUACUGAGACAUCAAAUGAUCCACAGUGGGGAGAAACCAUACUGCUGUGACCAGUGUGCUGCGACGUUUGACACUAAAUCUAAUUUAACGGUGCAUCAACGGAUCCACACUGGAGAGAGACCAUACAAAUGUGACCAGUGUGGAGCAGCCUUUCAAACUAAAUCUAAUUUAACAGUUCAUCAACGGAUCCAUGCUGGAAAGACUCCAUACAGUUGUGACCAGUGUGGAGCAGCUUUUAAAACGAGAUCUAGUUUAAUGAAACAUCAACAAAUGCACACUGGGAAGACACCAUAAUGCUGUGACCAGGCUGCUGAAACUUACUUAAGGGUACAUAAACAGAAUCAUAGUGAAUAGAGACCAUUCAUGAGCAACAUCCCCUGCAACUGUCAUGACUAAUGUUUUGUUUUGGUGCAAACCUUGACAGACUUUCAAACCCAGGAUUU
Molecule: messenger RNA, 2919 nt
Organism: Fundulus heteroclitus (mummichog)
Lineage: Eukaryota; Metazoa; Chordata; Actinopteri; Cyprinodontiformes; Fundulidae
Product: zinc finger protein 271
Exons: 3
Coding region: 371-2770 (799 amino acids)
Biological process (GO): regulation of transcription by RNA polymerase II
Molecular function (GO): DNA-binding transcription factor activity; RNA polymerase II cis-regulatory region sequence-specific DNA binding
Source: RefSeq, a predicted model, not a curated record